CCAUCACAAAUGAAAGAAGUGAGAGGCCCCAAACUUACUAAAAAAUGAACACAAUUCUGAGACUCUCCUCUACUCUUAAGCCCAAACAACUGAAUAAGCUUAUGACCCUUUCUCUUUCACUGUCCUUUUCUUCUCAUCAUUUGUGCACAUUAGCAUCACCACUUCCUCCCCACCACUUUCACAUCCUUAACGUGCGCCCCGCCGCCGUAUCACCAUCACCGUCACCAUCACCAUCACCUUCCACUUUUCACUCUUUCAUCAGGAUGAGCUCUACCAAUACUAGCAGUUCCAUUGAUGUUGCUGCUUCUGAAUUGGAUCCCAUUUUUAAGCAGAAACGUAUCAUACGUUCCAAAGUACGUAAAUCCCUUAAAGAGAUGGAUCUUUCUCAGAGAACCCUUGAAGAUGAUGUAAUUCAGCAUUUGAUAUUGGAUGCUCCAUGGUUUAAAUCAACUAGAAGGUUGUGUGCUUAUAUAAGCUGUCGUGCCUUGCGAGAAGUUGAUACAUCUAAAAUAUUAGCAAGUAUCUUACAGAGUUCAGACAAAGACAAUCAGGAACUUGAAGGUAAAACACUUUAUGUGCCAAGAGUGGAAGAUAAGAACAGUCAUAUGCGAAUGCUUAACAUCUCCAGCUUGAAUGAUUUAAUUGCAAACUCAAUGGACAUCCUCGAACCUGUACCAGUAGAUAGUAAAGGAAACCAGCGGGAAGAUGUUAUGGAAGCAAGUGAAGCAGUUGACCUCUUUCUCUUACCUGGACUUGCAUUUGACAAAUCUGGAAGACGGCUGGGCCGCGGUGGAGGGUAUUAUGACACUUUUCUGAGUAAAUACCGACAGCUUGCUAACAAACAGAACUGGAAGCAACCAUUGCUUGUUGCUUUGUCAUAUUCUGUGCAAAUAUUGGAUGAUGGUGUCAUUCCAAUCACUCCUAAUGAUAUAAAUGUGGAUGCUUUAGUAACACCAGCCGCUGUUGUUCCCAUUAGCUCAGCCGCACGUCAAAGGAUGGAGCAUGGUAUAUGACUGCCAUGGCAUUGUCACUUAACUGCUUCUUCGUGAUAUUCCCCCGAUGUGAUCUUCUUUUUUAUUUGUAUCGGCUGAUCAGCAUAGUGAUUGAAAUUUCUCUAAGGUGAGAGCUUAUACAAGGCCGUCUGAAAGCCUACAAGGUUUUUGGUCCCCGGGGAUAAUGACUAUAAGUAACGUUCUUAUUUUGUGGCAAAUUUAUGGUUAGUGUUAUUGUUUUAAUAAUCCUAUAAUCUAUGAUAUGAAAUGAAUUAUGAUAUUGUAAUUCAUUGAGUUGAUUCUUUAAGAUUGCAUCAGAAUUUUGAGUGUGAAA
Amaranthus tricolor (Joseph's coat) is the source of this 1326-nucleotide messenger RNA. Its product is annotated as 5-formyltetrahydrofolate cyclo-ligase, mitochondrial-like. Gene Ontology annotation, molecular function: 5-formyltetrahydrofolate cyclo-ligase activity. The coding region runs from base 45 to 1013 and encodes 322 amino acids. Lineage: Eukaryota; Viridiplantae; Streptophyta; Magnoliopsida; Caryophyllales; Amaranthaceae. Gene Ontology annotation, cellular component: mitochondrion. The record is from RefSeq and is a predicted model, not a curated record. The transcript has 8 exons. Gene Ontology annotation, biological process: tetrahydrofolate interconversion; folic acid-containing compound biosynthetic process.